Messenger RNA from Cladocopium goreaui, 1288 nucleotides. The record is from the annotation of a GenBank genome assembly. NCBI's taxonomy places the organism in Eukaryota, Dinophyceae, Suessiales, Symbiodiniaceae.
AUGGAUGCCGAUCUGGACCUGCAGACGGAGAAGUCCGGGGAACGCUUGCUGAAAGCAUCUGCAGGUGCCUUCAGCAGCACGGAGGAAGCCAGGCAGUGCUGGAACAGCUUGGAACAGGCCGAGCUCAGGAAGAGCCGCCUGCAGGCCGAGCUGCGAUCCCUUCAGUCGCAGCAGCGGCAGCAUCAAACCCGUAUCCAUGCCUUUGUCAAAGAGGAACAGCGCGAGAAGGCGCUGACAGAGCGGCUGCUACAGCUGCAGCAUGCGGAAAUGCAGCUGGGUCUUCCGCACAUCGACAUCGACCACCGAAGCGGCAUUUGUUAUCUGGGAGAUCCGCCUGCCACUGGCGAAGUCCCCCAGAGAGAUGGCGAUGGCGAGACGGAGGCACUUCGCUCCAUCAAGGUGGAGUUUGAUGAGGAAGGAACUCUUCUCCAUGCGGAGCCGCAUCCCUCGCUGGGCCUAGAGAAUUGUGCAGCACAAGCCGUUGCGCAGCAGGACUUCGCCAUUCUGCCGACGAUGGUGUGGAAUCAUCUCUGCGACGCUGGCAAGAUCGGGUCCAGCCCAGAGGACGCAUUGAGCCCCUUGCAGCCCAUGCAGGGCGCUCGGGGAGGUGAGGAGAACGCCCAAGGGCAGCUUGACCGGUUGCAGGCCUUGUGGGUCAGUCCCAGGAUGCCAGUCCUACAGCUUUCCGUGCCUCGUGAGGAUCCAAGCUCUCCGGGCAAGGGUAAGAGGCUCUCCUGGUUCGGCCUGGGGACCCGCCGGUCACCUGCACCGGAGGAAGAUGCAGGCCCCUCUGAUGGUGACAUCGAAGGUGGUGCCCGUGGUUCCCGCGGCCGCGGAUCCGAGAGCAGCACAACAGCUGCCGGCGCGCCGGCCAUGCCAGGCUCGACGGCCGAGGAGUUUGCUGUGGCCAGCCAGUUGCUUGAAGGCUUGUACGGCAAGCGGCUUGAAGCCAGCAAGGCCAUGGAAAUUCUGAGCACGGUACCGGAGAUCAGCUGGUUAGUGGAGUGCUACUGCAUGACACCAGCACAGCCGGGCUGGCGCAAGAGCAAAACAGCUCCAGGGGAUGUCCCACUCUAUGCGGAUGAAGCCAGUGGCAAAGUCUAUGAGGCAAUGCCCUGCAUUAGGCAUUACAUGCGCAUGGCGGAGCUGUCCCUGACGGCCCGGAAUCUCCCGGAGAAAGCGGAUGCCGCCGCUGCGCAGCUCCAUCAUUAUGUACAGUCGUUGCAUAAGGAAGUGAAAACUGCCGAGGCUGCCUGGACUGGUCCACAUGAGGAUUCCGAGAGCCAAG